GUCGUCACUGCGCUGAUGUGCUGUGCCGUGCGUGGUGUCAGCUGUGGCAGCGCGGAAUCAUCUGAAGAAAAAGCGACCCGGUAUGUGCGCCCAUGCCGCCGUUCGCGAUACGCAGCGGGCCACGCAAGCCGCCUCCGCGUGCGUGACGAGGAGUAAUAUCGAGAAGAAAAGACAAACGAGGAGAAAGAAGAAGCAGCGGCAGCUUGCGUCCACGCGCAGCCAGGAAGAUUUAUUCCACGGCUCGGCGGCCUGGAUUUAAAGAACCCGUGAGCCGUGAAGUCCACCCCCGCCGUUGCAAGGUAUGCAGCGCCUACGCCUCCUGUGCGUCGUCCUCGCCGCGCUUUCGCAACCGGCCUCCGUGAACCCGAGGCGCAUCGCCGGUUCCACGACGGCGGCCGCCCUGGCAACAGAUGCUCAGCAAUUCAAACGAGUGCCUCACAACCUCCACACCAACAUCGCAGAAAGUCAUCAGUGGAAACCAAACCCCUACGUGAGACGAGGGCCGAGACAAGGGGUUCUGUUCAUGCCCAAGCCCUCGACCACUCCAUUGUCGUCUUAUUUUACCACGAAAAUCGCCACCGGAAAGCGCUGCGCCGACGACUUCGACUGCAUGCGAGUGCUGGGCCAAGUCUGCAAACGCGGCAAGCGGGCCUCCACCGGCAACUGCCAGUGCCCGGAGUCGACGCCCGUGCACCUCACCGACGAGGCUCAGCCGCGCUGCGUCGCCGCUCGCCACAUCUUCGAAGAGUGUGCAGACAGUGUGGAAUGUUCUUUCCUAAAUCCACACGUGGAAUGCUUCAACCAGGUCUGCACUUGCCGACCACCGAAUGUCCUUAAGCGCAACAACAUUUGCGUCCCAGCUGGAUUCACUAGCAAAGCAGCCAGCGCGAUCGCCUGGAUAGCGGGAGUUCUUAUUCUCGUCGGCGUCGUCUGCGGCACAAUAAUAUGUUUACGGAAACUUGUUGACAGGUAUACUAAAGACGAUUGCAUGGGACCGACGUACCACAGUCAGUACUGGAGAGAGGAUCGUCCUACGAUAUGGGACAGCACGAAGGCCAUGGUGUCCGAGAUGCGAGAUAAGGUUAGAAAUCUCGCUCGGCGACACCGAGAUAACGACGCGCCAAUGGUGCAAGAAACACGGGUUCACUAUCCCAGCCAGAUUAAGAUCAAUUCGCGGCGCGUCCGGCAUACCACGGUGCAGGUCGACGUGCACCGCUCAGUGUCGCCCGAAGAAGACGCUCGCGACAUGCGAACCAGCUUUCUACUGCCUCCGGAGGAGAGACCAGAUCAGAACGAUAAAGCCGACUUGUCUCCGACGUCUAGGGACUUCAUGCUGAAAGAGGACCCGAGUGAUUGUCAAGGAACGCCGAUCCCCUCCGUUCAGCAUGCGGAACACGUCGACAAUGCCUCAGCCGUGGCUCGCAGUGAAGCCGUCAAGCAAUCUCGCGACGCGCGGAUAAUCACGACGGAUCAAGCUCGCGCGUCCGGUCAACACGUCUUCGACUCUGAUUCAGACGCGGAGAGAAUUAUGAAGAUGGUGCUUCAUCAGUUGGGCAUGGAAAGAAGUACCCUCGUUCAGAAAUCAGCAAGCGAAGCUGCAAUGGAGCCGGCUUCCAGAAAGGCGGUUGACGUGAAGCCUGCUGGCGGUGGGCCAUUUUCUAGCGACCUUAGUGAUUGCCGUGAAGAAACCGUGGUGGUUGAUGCGCUCCCGAUUAGUGGCAUCGCCAGGUCGAUUUACUCGAAUACACUCCUGGCGCUACGAAACAAGCUCCUGUCAAGAGGUGGCCAGAGCUCUGAUAACGUCGAUGACGUGUCUUACGGGGAUUCAUGCAAGCCGUCAGAAGAAAAAGAGUCCGUCGAAAAGAGCGCAGACUUGUUCCUCGAUGGCGGGCUAUCGCACAUAGACAAAGGGGGUGGAGAAGACAAGACUAAAGUUAGUUCCGAUGUUCCGACCUGGCGUCGGGCCCCGAGUCCCGCAAAGGACAACGCCGCAUCAAGGGAGACACUAUUCUCGGUACGGCAACAACAGGCACCGCGAAAAGCGAAUGCAUUCUGCAGCGAGACAAUGUCGGAGCAAAAAAAUAUGCCACCACUCACGGAGGCAUCGUUGCUGGGCUCGCGCUUCGAUACGGUGGUCGAUUCUUACAAGAGUUUUGCAUGCCCGGUGGACGCGUAUCCUGUGAUGCAGAACUGGACGCGGCCCCAGCGAACGUACCUGUUGAAGGACGACGACGAAGGGGAGUCGCCGUCCUACAACUCUUUCUCGGACACAUCGCGAUCACGCCUGUGGAAAACGCGCAAGUCGGCUGGUGCCCCGAGCAUGUACUCGCAGAGUGCCGGUCGCUGUGGAUCCGAUAGGAAACACUCGAAGGCUUCAGAGAAAUUCGGAAAGCCGGGGGACGCCUUCAAGAGCUUUGUCUCGUCCAUUUAUCCUCACUCGACGGUGCCGACGAGCACAAGAAGCGCGGGAUGUUUUCGAACUGCCUGCAGCGAGAUUCCUCAGCAACGUAGCCGCGGAGAGCAGCGGCGAGAGAACGUAGAUGGUCCACUGGAGACGAGGAAAAAUGCACGUGUCCACUACUAUGACGGGAAACAUGAGCACGGAGAGAACCCGAAGUCUAGUGGCGGUCCUGGUUUGAUUAUUCUGCCAGAUAAGGCUCCCCGGCAGGCUGCUGAAAAGGUUGGACAGUCUGGCAGCAUCGGUACGAUAACAAAAAAGCGAAGUAUACUCAAGAACGCAGGCUCAAACCUCGAUCAAAAGAGAAAUGCCAAAGGCAUUCCGAAGUUGGAAGAACAAAAGCCGCUUUUGUUGAAGGGAGCACAGAAAAGCCUGAUAAACAGUGGCCAAGCAAAACAAGCAUCUUCUGCUUUAAACCAGCGGGUGCCGGCGGCACAACAAAAAGUUGAGCCUAUGAUGAAGCUGAUGUGCAAGAUCAAUAAUGCAUCGGUCAUUCGUAACCCUGCAUGCACGGACGACUUUACUUCUAUAUCCAUCGACUUAGAGGACAAGACGCGCGUUCAGAGAAGCCCGAAUACUUCCCUGAGCAAAACCAGCAAGCACGCAAGACCUUCAAGCGAGUGCUCUAAAACAAGAAACAAAAACUCUUCCGGAUCUCCGGAUAGUUUCAAGGAAAAGAGACGCUCCUCUGCUGAUCCAUCAAGGAGUGAUAGGUAUAAACCAGUGCAGGUUAAAAGUUCAGCGGUGCCUGAAUGCGGCAUUGAAGUCAAGACUUUGGGAUGUUCGCACAGGAGCGCGACAGUGACGUUCUCAGACGACGAGAAACCUUUUCUGACAACGUCUUCGCCAAGAGCUGCCCUUUUCAACAAGCUGAAUCUUCCAUUUGGUGUUCAAAUUGGGGAUGCAAAAAAGCAAUGGGGCAAAUCUCUUGAUGGGCAAAUAGGAAAAAUGCAGGGAACGACAACCCAUGGGCUCCCUGUUAAUGUGGAAGGCAAUAUAAUAAAGACAAAGGAAGCGGGACGUUAUGCCACCAUACCAGACGUGACCACUAAGCUUAACUUGGAGGGAAGUAAUGAGUAUGGACGGCAGCAACUACCUGCUGCUGAUGACGAAAUCAACUUCAACAUCACUGAUGAGGAGCUAAUUCGUUGUAUCAACAAGCUUGUAGGCUUUACCCCUACUGGAGACCAAAAUGAUGAAAGACAGUUUCCCAAAACGACCGCUGAACAAACGCCAGUUUCCGGUCAUCAGCUGAUGCAAGACACGCUUCUCCAUGGCGAGGCAGUUUCAACUGAGGCGACUGACCGAAAAAGCAUAAUGAUGGAUGUGGAACGCUGCUCCAGUAGUCAUCGCGAUGCACUGAACAAACCUCUGGCUUCGCUCAGGCGGGGUGAUCUUAAAGACAUCCUGAAAGAGAUUAUUGAAGAAGAGUACUCGCACUUGCUGCAUGCAUCUGCUCAGCUCGCACGAGAAUGUGUCACGGAUACAAAAACCAGCGAUCCUUUUCCUGGAUGCGAAGAAAGUAAUACCGACAACUCCUCUGAGUCGUCUACCGCAACUCUGAGCAGAUCAAGUGUAAGAAAUGCUGUGACGAAAAGAACCGCGCACACAGCGCCAGAAGGUGCUGUCACGCCCCAAGAAUCGCAUAGCGUCAACCGAACUUCCACGGCCCACUCAAGCACAGGAGAAACAUCUCAGCAAAGCUAUGCCAAGAGUUCAGAGACUGAGGAAGAUACCACUCGUGGGAGCAGCGCUACCAGAGUUACGUCAACCAACGAUGCUCUCGCUUCACGGGAGAUCACGCAAUCGAUGGUUGGGAACAUGAUUCCAGAUCCAGCAUAUGGACAUGCCACUUCAUUUAUACGUCUCACUUAUGGGAACAAGAAAGAAUUACUUGUAGAGCAACAUCUGGACGCUGUUUCAGAGGACACGUCUUCUGACGGCUAUCGCUUGGAAUGCGGACAGCCUGCUCGCCUUGAUGUUGCUUCAAAUGCAAUCUUCAGUCAUACAAGUGAUGGUACGGUCCAGAGCUCCGAUGUGGACUUGUUUUCUGUCGAACAGGGUCCUGUGCAUGACGUGCUAAGCGAUGACAGACUAGGGAUCCGGCUGCUAUCUGACAUAUCCAUAGAAAGCUCAUCUACAUCCAAGCCUCCUUUAGUUGACGAGCCGUCCUUCGUGCGAUUUACUGGUGAUCAUCUCACCCAGCCGCAGGAUCCCCUAACACAGUUCGUUGUAAGUGAGGAGCGGGAGCAAGCGACAGCAAUUGUGAAUCCUGGCAAACAUCGCGGCAGCUGGAGCCGUCCAGUUUACGGAACACUGCAAGAUGCCGAAGCCAUUAUGUUCUCUUAUACAGAAGAAAUAGUGCCACUCCCGGAGGUGAAACCAUCAAUAGAAGCCUCCGUUUCAGCGAGCAAUGCGAGUUUGGCGAAAUCACAAGAAGGCUUGAAGCCCUUCCCGCAGUCUGGACUUUUCAACAGAUCAGACAGCUACGUUCCUUUCGGAAACUGGUCCUACAAUUCCCACAUUCAAGAGACGGACAAUGCAGCAAACGGACAACCGACGAGCGUAGGCCGUUGCUUGCUCUCAGUAAGAGCAGGCGAUGAGUCAGAACAAGAACUGCUACGAAAGGUACAGGUUGCACAAUUCCCGAAAGCGGCUUCUUUUCAUGGAUUUUUUGCCAAGCAUAGUGAUAACGGUGCUACCAAGACCGAAGCGAAACAGAGGACUAAGUCUCACACGGACUACUGGCUGAAGACGGUGUCUUUGUUCCAAGAGGUGACGACAGACCAGAUGAGCAGUUCAGGCGACACUUGUACAGACGCGUCCGGAACGAACACUAUCUUUGAGCCCGAGCAGAUAGAGGCGCUAGAGCGAGCCAAGCUAAGAAAAGAGGUACUGAGCCAGCUUCCAUAUCAAAAGGAUGAGGUGAAUCCACUUUUGGAGACAUUCCUUAGGUUGCAAAACGAAGCUUACGACUCGACACCUAGGCCGUCUACUACAUGCGCCAGCGAUACCCACACGGGAAGAACGCCUUCCGAAGUGAAGAACGAAUGCAUUGGCUCAGGCGCUGCGUUCGACACUUCUUUCGGCGACUACAGUUUGCUGACUCGCUACCUCGCCACCUGCUGCCCUACCGUUCAGUGCGCCGCGGAAGUACUGUGUGACGUCGUUCAAAAAGACACGUUGAAAUCGGAAAGGCAUUCUGCUGAUUUGGAGGAACCUGCUUGUUGUCAGCUAGCUUCUCCUGACCAAGAGCGCCGUACGCGAUCCCGCUCGCCAGAGUCGUACUCUCCCAACGUGGAAACGGGCGGCAACCAGGCUAGUUAUGAAGACAGCUCCACCGCGAGCUUUUCCGAAGAAAAGAGGGUCAAGAUGAGGCGCAAAACGGCGCCCUACCGAACGCCCUUCCCACUCUGUAGCAGCUCGAGGUCGACGGCCGCAUUCAGGUACAACACGAAGGCGAUCAAGAAAAACUGGAGCCAGAGGAUGGCCUCGGCGUUCGUGCCCACCGACGCGGAAAGAGAUGAGGAUCGCACCGCGCGCUUCGUAGCGGAGCAGGCGCACGUCAGCAGACCGGUGAGAUCCGAGACUGCGGCCCUACGCGAGCGCGAGGAAGACGUGCCCAAGAGGUCUCCAAGCGCCGUGGUGAAUCCCGAUGCUGGAAGCUUCUGGAAUUACAAGUCGUGUCAAGUACAGCAGUGGCUGAACCAGGCAGCACAGUACUUCACGAACUACGAGGAAGGCAUGCCGGCAAAUCCUCCUCAAGGCACUGCGAACGAGCCAGCAGAGUCGUCGACAUCUUCCGAGUAUUACGAAGCUGAGCCGACAACCGACGCUUUCCUGCCUUCGAGCCAGCAAGGAACGACUGAUGACCCAAGCAACUGGUGCUGACUACAGCUGAAGCGCAGCUCCGGCAGCUUUUUUUUUUGUACUUGCACACACACGCUUACUGUCAAACCUUCAAUAAAGACACGCUUUGCUUAA
Molecule: messenger RNA, 6442 nt
Organism: Dermacentor albipictus
Lineage: Eukaryota; Metazoa; Arthropoda; Arachnida; Ixodida; Ixodidae
Product: microtubule-associated protein futsch-like
Source: RefSeq, a predicted model, not a curated record